AUGGGAGAAACAACAAUCUUUUCCGCGCCGAGCACUGACGGCCCGAACACAACAAUUCCUAAAAAACCAGCAGUAGUCGGCUACUCCCUCCCCAAAUGGCGCAAAUACUUGAUACUGUUCGUGAUCAGCUGGCUCACCCUCGUCGUCACCUUCUCCAGCACAUCCAUGCUCAUCGCAACCCCCGAAAUAGCAUUCGAUCUCUCCACGACCUCCGAGAUCCUCGACGUAACCAAUGCCGGCGUGCUCGUAGCCAUGGGUUUAUCAGCCCUCAUCUGGUCUCCGCUAAGUGACCUAUUUGGUCGCAAAAGGAUAUAUAAUGUGGCCAUUUUUUUCAUGUUUGUGCCUUCGAUUGGGGCUGCGGUGGCACCAGAUUUGGCGACGUUUACGGCUAUGAGGUUGGUGGGUGGGUUGACGGGGACGUAUUUUAUGGUUGCUGGGCAGACUAUAAUUACUGAUAUUUUUGAGCCGCUGUCCCGUGGUCAGGCAACGGGGUUCUUUAUGGUUGGGAGCGUGGCUGGUCCUGCCCUUGGUCCGUGUAUUGGCGGUCUGAUCGUCACAUUCAGCCACUGGAGAAAUAUCUACUGGCUCCAGGUCGCCAUGUCAGGCUUUGGUCUGGUCCUUUCUCUCAUCGUCAUCCCCAGCAUCAAGCGAGAAGUCGAAGUCGUCCAGCAUGCCGCCAAACAGAAGCUCUCAUUCUUCGAAGCAUUGCAGAAAUUCAAUCCUCUCGGCGUGUUUCGGCAGCUUCUUCAACCAAAAGUUCUACUCGCUGACGUAACGUGCGGCUGUCUAGCAGUCACCCAAUACGGCAUCCUCACAUCAAUCCCCCACGUCAUAAACCCCCGGUUCAAUCUCACCACACCCCUAAUCAGCGGCAUAUUCUACAUCGCUCCCGGCACCGGCUUUUUCGUCGGCAGCAUCGUCGGCGGUCGUCUAUCAGACCGUACCGUGAAACGGUACAUCGCAAAACGGAACGGAAUCCGUUUACCAGGCGACAGACUCAAUGGCGGCUUGAUAGGUUUGUUUGUGAUUCUUCCGAUUUCGUUGCUGUUGCUCGGAUGGGGUUUGCAGGAGAGUAUUGGUGGAUUGGCGUUGCCGAUUGUGGCUGCGUUUUGGGCUGGGGUUGGGUUGAUGGGAACGUUUAAUGCGCUGAAUACGUAUACAGCUGGAGAGGUAAAUCCUGCCAAGAAGGCAGAUGUCAUCUGCACCAAAUACAUUGUGCAAUAUUUUUUCGGAGCUGGUAGUUCGGCCGCUAUUGUUCCUUUGAUUGACGCUAUUGGUGUUGGGUGGUCAUUUACUUUCUUGGUCGCAUUGGAUUUUAUAGGAGGUGGUCUGGUUUUACUAAUUACCAGGUUCUGGACAAAAGUACCCGAUGAAUCCAGGUAA
This is a messenger RNA of Talaromyces amestolkiae, 1383 nucleotides long. RefSeq lists its product as uncharacterized. The record is from RefSeq and is a predicted model, not a curated record. NCBI's taxonomy places the organism in Eukaryota, Fungi, Ascomycota, Eurotiomycetes, Eurotiales, Trichocomaceae. The transcript has 6 exons. The coding region runs from base 1 to 1383 and encodes 460 amino acids. Gene Ontology annotation, molecular function: transmembrane transporter activity. Gene Ontology annotation, biological process: transmembrane transport.